AUGAAAGUGGCAGCCAGGCAGGCAGGCAUUCUGGAUCCGCGCCCUGCUGGGCCGACUACUCUCCGUUUCGUCUCUGAGCCAGAAGCUGCAGCACUGGCCACCAUUAAAGAUCUCUCCAAGCGCUCGAGUAUCAAUGCUGGUGACACAAUCGUUGUCUGCGAUGCAGGAGGUGGCACAGUUGAUCUCAUUAGCUACAUUUUUCAAUCAACCGAUCCAUUCGUUGUCAAAGAAUGUGCCAAAGGUGAUGGUGACCUCUAUGGAGGAGUUUUUCUUGACGAGGCCUUCAUCAGAUUUGUCAAGAAGAAGAGUCCCAAGGGUACAUGGUACCCUGUCACUAAGACUGAGGAGAGGAAGUUCCUAAAUGACGAGUGGGAGCAUGCCAUUUUUUCAGUGUUCUCUCCGAUCGUUGACAAGAUUGAGGUCCUCGUCAGACGCCAGGUCGAUGCAAUCCAUGACAAAUACCAAGAAAAGCCCAAGUACAUCAUCCUUGUCGGUGGUUUCGGCCGCAGUCGCUUCCUUUUCAAUCAUCUUCAGGAACGAUUUGGGCGCAUUGUCUUGCAGUCCAGUGGAAACAAGCCUUGGACUGCCAUUUGCCGUGGUGCGGUCGUGCAAGGUCUCGUCCGACAUAACCCCUUCGCUAAUCUGGGUGUCGAAGUUGAGGCACGGGUCGCUCGAAUGAGCUAUGGUAUCAAAUAUACAACUCUUUUCAUCGAGGGUCACCACAAAGAGGCAGACAAGACGUGGUCCCACGUAUAUCAACACUAUCGGGCCAAGAACCAAAUAGCAUGGUUUCUGAGAGAGGGCGAGGAUAUUUCAGGGAAGAGAUCUGUUUUACACUCUUACGUCCGAUUGCUCGAAGCCCCAUCUUUCAAAGGCAGUGAGCAGAUUUACUGUUCAGCUUCCUGUGCACCUCCUGGGCGGUAUGGCGACUCGGAUGACAUUCACCGCUUUUGCACAAUGAAAUGGGACAAAAUUAUCGAUAUUGACGCACUUCCGAAGUGGACCAACCCCAUUGGUGCUGUAUACUUACGAUUGGACUACGUUAUCAAGAUGGAUUGUGAAGAUGGCACUGUGAACUUCUCAGUGUAUUGCCAAGGAUCCAAAGUCGGCGAGGAAGAAGUUGAGGUUCAGUUCAACUGA
This is a messenger RNA of Fusarium subglutinans, 1140 nucleotides long. RefSeq lists its product as uncharacterized. Lineage: Eukaryota; Fungi; Ascomycota; Sordariomycetes; Hypocreales; Nectriaceae. Bases 1 to 1140 code for a protein of 379 amino acids. The transcript is spliced from 8 exons. The record is from RefSeq and is a predicted model, not a curated record.